AUAGUAGACAAUUUUUCUAUAGUUCACAAUCUUCCUAUAUCACCUGCUUUUGGUGUUUUUAUAGCCUAUAUCCAAGACGAAAGUAUAACAGAAGGCGAAACUGCUGCUUUUCAUCUGAAGAGAAAUGCAUAUGAUGGCAUCAUAUCCUUUCAAGUCACAAUGUCCAUCUUGU
Messenger RNA from Racocetra persica, 172 nucleotides. The record is from the annotation of a GenBank genome assembly. Lineage: Eukaryota; Fungi; Glomeromycota; Glomeromycetes; Diversisporales; Gigasporaceae.